AUGGACCUCCAGGCCAUCCCCACCAUGGCUGAGCAAGGGGACAGCCUUUGUGGGGCCCCUGAGGAGCCAUCCUCAGGAAUGACCCUCAGCGACAGCCUCAUCAUGACCCAGAUCAGAUCCAUGGGGCCGCUGCCCACCUCCAGCAUCCGCUUGGAUCGGGAGAACAUCUCCUCCAUUGGAAAGCUUCAGAGGAUGGCAGGGAUCCACAGCCUCUACCUGCAGCAGAACCAAAUUGAGAAGAUGGAGAAUUUGGAGUCUUUUCCCAACCUGAGGUUCCUCUGCCUGGCUGGGAACCGCAUCCAGAAAGUGGAAAACCUUCAGGCCCUGCCCCACCUGAGCGCUCUGGACCUGUCCCACAACCUGAUCCGGGUGCUGGACACAGAGGAGCUGCCCCGCAGCCUCCAGAUCCUCGACCUGACAGGGAACAAGUGCACCCAGCAGGAUGGAUACAGGGAUCUGGUGCUGGCAGCCCUGCCCAACCUCCUGCAGCUGGAUUUCCAGCCCAUCCAUGAAAACACAGCUGAGGAAGAGGCAGGAGGAGGCUCUCGCAGCAGUGAGGAGGAGGAGGAGGAUGAGCUGCACCCUGAGCAGAGGACUCCUUUCACUUUUGACAGAGAUUUCCUCACGGAAUUGCGCCGGGAGCUGACGGGGCGGGCGCGGCAGAGGCGGAGGAAGAAUCUGGACGAGCACCGGGCCCGGCUGCAGGAGCUGUGGGAGCGCCGGGCAAUGCUGCUGGAGCUGCCAGAGGAAGGAGCCACCGACACACCCGAACGGUGUCAGCUCCGCCCCCGAGGGACACAGUCCCCAAGGGCACAGCUGUCACCUCUGGUGGCAUCCAGUGAGUCCCAGCGAGCUCCUGGCACCAUCCAGCCCCCAGGCAAAGCUCUGGAGAAGGAGACCGGUGCCAGAGGAGCACAGAAUGGGAAAUUAUCCCAAAUAUCCCGCAGCAGCAGCCAGGAAUAA
This is a messenger RNA of Cinclus cinclus, 963 nucleotides long. It is a transcript of the gene LRRC46, whose product is annotated as leucine rich repeat containing 46. The record is from RefSeq and is a predicted model, not a curated record. Bases 1 to 963 code for a protein of 320 amino acids. NCBI's taxonomy places the organism in Eukaryota, Metazoa, Chordata, Aves, Passeriformes, Cinclidae. Gene Ontology annotation, molecular function: protein binding. The transcript is spliced from 8 exons.